AUGGCGCCUCAGCAGAAGAACGCCUCAAAGGCAUCCAAGCUCAAGUCACCCAAAGGUGGCAUCCAGAAAUCCAAGGGGCGUGUGCAGAACAAGAAAUCUGUAUCUCGUGCUGCCAAGACUGUACCUCGUCCUACCAAGAAGACGACUAGACAACCCUCUGUUUCAGCUUCUCCCUCAAGCAAUGCCAGCAGCGGAGGCAAAUGGAUAUGGACGGAGCAUCCACCAACUAAGGAGCAGACUGCUGCAAAUGGCCGACAAAAAGGCCGCAGCCUGGUCCAAUGGAACCGACCGGACACGGCAAUUACGCUCCUGCUUAACACCUUGUAUCAGGCCUCCAUUCAAGGUCACAAACUGUCUAUGGACGCUAUCGCUCACCGCACUCAUUGCGGAGCGUCAGGUCAGUCACUCAUUCAACAUCUUGCUCGCGAGCGUAGGAAGAUCCUCAAGAGAGGCCGCAUGGCCCCCCCUGUCACUGGAACUCGCUACGACCCGACCGUUCGAGGCGUCGUUCUCGAGCCAACAUCUGACAACCCUAACGCCGAGAGAAAAAUCUCUUUCCGUGAUGUCGACAACGAAACCGAUUUCGACGAACCUGAGCUUGAAGAACCUGAGUUCGAAGAUCCAGCAUUUGAAGAGGCUGAGUUCGAAGAACCUGAGUUCGAUGAGCCUGAGCUCGAAGAUGAGAUGAGCCAGGAGGCGAAGGGGAAGCAGAUCGAGAGAUCUUACUUUCACGCCUACACGAUGGCUUCUCCGGAGACCGACUUCCAGGAGCAGCACCCUCGGCUAUUGUUCUCUGCUCCUCAGAACAACCAGAUGCCGUGGAUGCAGUCUCAGUCGUCUCUGUCGGCGCCCUUGGGUACGGCAAACCCCUUCGACAAGACCCAGCCUUUUGACACCCAGGCCUUGGACACGCCUCAGGUGUUUGGACAACAUCUCCAUCGGAACGGCUUUGGCGACAACUUCAACCUGCCGAUGCCUUCGAUGCCAAAUGACAUCGGAACCAAUGCUCAGGAGCCUGGAUCCAGUCCCGAUUAUGACAACAUGGCCACCAGUGUUCAUGGCUUGGGUCCUCAGAAACUUGAGCCUCCAUCCAGAGUUUACGAACAUUGGCCCGAUGAGUACUAUCGCAUCUUCGGCCGCUACCCAGGUGAUUCAAUUUCCGACACUGAGCCUUGGGCCAUCAACAACCCUUCAACCAGCUUGUUCCAGGACACCUUACCUACUCAGGGUAUGUUCUCGAGCACUUCGCCUUUUGGCGAGCAGGAGAACGGAGGAGGAACAAUGAAUGACGCCGACUUCGGGCAGUGGGUUCAGGAGCAGGAUAUGCAUUACGAGUCGGGAACGUGCUUUGGUCUUUGA
Messenger RNA from Colletotrichum graminicola M1.001, 1359 nucleotides. RefSeq lists its product as uncharacterized. The transcript has 4 exons. The record is from RefSeq and is a predicted model, not a curated record. Bases 1 to 1359 code for a protein of 452 amino acids. Lineage: Eukaryota; Fungi; Ascomycota; Sordariomycetes; Glomerellales; Glomerellaceae.